AUAGCUUUACGCGCUUUACCGUCUUUGUUUAUCACGUUUGUGGUCCUACCUUACAAUACUUUACAUAUGUUUUGGAUUAAAAGUAACUCAACAUUGAAGAUUGCGUGCUCAAUACCGAAUUAGUACAGUUAAUAGCAUGAGUUAAGCAAUGAGAAGGAAAAACUAAUACAUCGGAUUGUUCAGUUUUAGUACCUUUAUUGUUUUAGGUCUUGUUAUCCUACUUUUUUAUCAUUAGUCCCAUUGCUGCCGGUUGGUUAUUCGUAACCGCUCAGUCGCGCUUCAGAACUUCGUAGAACAAGACUACAAAAUGAAAAUUUUCAUAAUAUUAGCUUUUGUUUAUAAAUUAGUAGUUGCUGAUCCUUUGCCCAUAGUAUUGUGGCAUGGAAUGGGAGACACAUGCUGUGUAUCAGUAAGUCUUGGAUCAUUUAAAUUAUUUCUUGAGCGAAACAUACCGGGAGUAUAUGUAAAUUCCAUAAGAGUUGGUAAUAAUACAAUUGAAGACUUAGAAAAUGGCUACUUCAUGAGUCCUGAGAAGCAAAUAGAAUAUGUUUGUGAUUUGUUAGCAUCAGAUACAAAAUUACGAAAUGGAUUUAAUGCCAUCGGUUUCUCACAAGGAAGUCAGUUCUUGAGAGGAGUUGUACAAAGGUGUGGGCAUCAAUUGCCCCCUGUAAAAAACUUAAUAACUCUGGGUGGUCAACAUCAGGGUGUUUACGGUCUACCUCACUGUGGGGCGCUACAACAUGAGACUUGUGAUUAUGUGAGGAAGCUACUCAAUUAUGCCGCUUAUUACAGUUGGGUACAAAAAGCCCUUGUACAAGCUACAUACUGGCACGAUCCCCUGGACGAGGAAGCAUAUAAGAAAGGUAGCCAGUUCUUAGCUGACAUCAACAACGAGAGAGUAAUAAACAGAACCUACAUAAAAAACUUGAGCAAUCUGGAUAAUUUUGUUAUGGUAAAAUUUGAUAAUGACUCCAUAGUGCAGCCUAGGGGAACGGAAUGGUUUGGCUUCUACAAACCUGGUCAGGCAAAAGUCUUGCAAACGCUGCAAGAAUCUACCCUUUAUAAGGAGGAUCGUCUCGGCCUCAAGAAAAUGGAUAAAAGUGGCAAGCUCGUGUUCUUAUCACAACCCGGCGACCAUCUACGUUUCUCCCAAGAUUGGUUCAUUAAAAAUAUAAUUAACGUGUAUCUAGAUCCAAAGAAGUAAUUGUAUAGAGGUUGGUGAUAAUGAGAUUUUAGUUUAUAGUUUUCUCAUUUGUGAUAGCUAUUAAAACAAAGCAAUUAAUCGUUUAUACUCAUAGUGUAGGAAUAUUGAUGUUAUAUAA
This is a messenger RNA of Achroia grisella, 1322 nucleotides long. RefSeq names its product palmitoyl-protein thioesterase 1 (gene Ppt1). Gene Ontology annotation, molecular function: palmitoyl-(protein) hydrolase activity. Gene Ontology annotation, biological process: receptor-mediated endocytosis; protein depalmitoylation. The transcript is spliced from 5 exons. NCBI's taxonomy places the organism in Eukaryota, Metazoa, Arthropoda, Insecta, Lepidoptera, Pyralidae. Bases 308 to 1204 code for a protein of 298 amino acids. The record is from RefSeq and is a predicted model, not a curated record. Gene Ontology annotation, cellular component: lysosome.